AUGGAUUAUAUUAAGAAAUUAGAAGAAUUUAAUCCUGACAUUAGAAAUUCAGUAGUUGCAAUGUAUAUGCCGCAAAUAUAGGACGUCAAUUCAGCUAUUGCUUAGUAAACUUAAAAAACUCCAACUUUGGUUUUUAGAAAAAUAGAUAAGGAAUAAGUUGUUGGAAAAAAUAGUUUUUUUUUUAAGUAACGAGAGGAGGAGAGAAGAUGUAUGAAGACAAAUCCCAAUAAAUUAAAUGAUACUCAUCUAAUUUUAAAGGAGGAAGACAUUUAGUUAGAUUAACUAGAUUUGAAUAUUAAUUUAGUAAUUUAUAUAAAAUAAUUGAUUUUAGAUAAAAUCAACAAUAGAGAAAUAAAGGAUAGUUUGGUCAAUAUUGGAGAGAAAUAAUUUUAAUUAAAUGUUUGCAUUACCUUAAGAGAAGUUGAUAAAUUUUUUAAUUGAAAUGGAGACUUAAUAUAAUAUGAAUAAUAAUCCUUAUCAUAAUUUUGACCAUGGAGUAGCUGUAAUGCAAGCUGUUAAUUGUUUUAUAAAAUCAUUAACACAACAUUUAGAUUAAUAAAUUUUUAAUAAUAUAACAAAGUUUUGUUUAUUAUUAUCAGCUUUAUGUCAUGAUGUUGCUCAUUCAGGUAAAACAAAUGCAUACGAAGCAAAUUCAUUAAGUUAAUUGGCAAUACGAUAUCAUGAUAAAGUGGUAUGAGUUUAUUAUUUUAUUUAUUAGAUAUUAGAAUAGCAUCAUGCAGCAACAACGAUAAAAAUAUUGAGAGAUAAUUAAACAAAUAUUCUAUGUAAUUUUUCAGAUUAGGAUUUCAGAACAUUUAGAAAAUAACUAAUUUAAAAUAUUUUAGCAACAGAUAUGCAGGAACAUUUUAAAAUGUUAAAAGAAUUUGAAUCUAGAAUAGAGUAAUAUGGUAAUGAUCCUGAAGAUUUAUCUUUGUUAUGUGGAAUGAUAACUCAUACAGCUGAUUUUAAUGGAACAGCAAGGAAAUGGCCAUAAAGUAGAUUAUGGAGUGAAAAGAUAAAUUAAGAGUAUCGUGCAUAAUAUGAAGAAGAAGGGAAGAAAGGAUAUCCUUAAUAGCCAUUUAUGAAAGAUUUAGAUAAAGUAUAUAGGAAUAUUUAAUUAUCAUAGUUACAUGUAAUGUCUAAAAAUGAAAUGGGGUUUAUAAAAGUUAUUGUGAGACCAUUGUAUUAUUAAAUGAAUCUAUUUGGUAAAGGCGCAUUUUAAAUUUGUGUUAAUAAUUUAGAUGAAACUAUCUUUGAAUGGGAGAAAGUGUAUUAGCAAGAGUAGAAAUCAUUACAGUAAUAAAGUGGUUAAUGA
This is a messenger RNA of Paramecium sonneborni, 1315 nucleotides long. The record is from the annotation of a GenBank genome assembly. Lineage: Eukaryota; Ciliophora; Oligohymenophorea; Peniculida; Parameciidae.